ACCACAGAUAGAAUUUGAUGAAUCAUCGAUGCCUUCAACUACAAUUCGUAUCGAUUCAUCUGUGAUUAAGAAGCUGAGUCACAAUGCUAGCGAACGCGAUCGUCGUAAGAAAAUGAACAUUUUGUACUCUACUCUCAGGUCAUUACUUCCGGCAACGGAUCAAACGAAAAAAUUAAGCAUUCCAGCUACAAUUUCUCGGAUACUAAAGUACAUACCAGACUUGAGAAAACAAGUGGAGAGGUUGAAACAAAGGAAAGAAGAGAUCCAAUCAAUUAUCUCAAGGCAAGGAGAUCAUCCACCUAAUAAUGAAAAUCAAAGACAAAGCAAUGUUGCAACAUCUUUGCCUACUGUUUCGGCCAGUCAAGUUGAUGAUAAAGAAAUUUUGAUUCAGAUUUGUACAUAUAGGGAUUCCAGAAGUCCACUUUCUGAAGCUUUAAUCUAUUUGGAAGAAGAAGGUCUUCAAGUCUUGAAUGCUUCAGGUUUUGCCUCAUUUGGAGAAACCAUCUUUUAUAAUUUUCAUCUUCAGAUGAAAGAAAGUCGAAGGAUGGAGUGUGAGAUAUUGAUUCAGAAGCUGCUAUUGAUGUUUGGGAAGAGAGAAGACAUGUUAGAUAUUGAUUUUGCCACUAGAUAA
Molecule: messenger RNA, 631 nt
Organism: Telopea speciosissima
Lineage: Eukaryota; Viridiplantae; Streptophyta; Magnoliopsida; Proteales; Proteaceae
Product: transcription factor ORG2-like
Exons: 3
Coding region: 29-631 (200 amino acids)
Biological process (GO): regulation of transcription by RNA polymerase II
Cellular component (GO): RNA polymerase II transcription regulator complex
Molecular function (GO): DNA-binding transcription factor activity, RNA polymerase II-specific; RNA polymerase II transcription regulatory region sequence-specific DNA binding; protein dimerization activity
Source: RefSeq, a predicted model, not a curated record